AUGGACGCCUGGAAGGAAGAGCAAGCUGGAAGAAUGGAGCUUUUCGGGAAUGAGAAAUUCCGUCAACUUAUCGCAAACUCACCUACACUAUCCGCCGAUACCCCAAUCGAAGACAAGUACACGGACGCGCAAGUUGAUGCAUACAGAGAGGAAAUUAACACGCUGGCUAAAGAGAAGGGACUGUGGAUGCCCGCUCAGUCUCCAGCCUACACGCGCACUAACAGCGGCAGCGACAGUGGCUCGCAGACGAGAACGAGAAGGCGUAUGAAUGACGUGAGUGGAGGAGCAACAUCAUCUACUCAGGAACCCCAGACACACCAUGCACACCACGCAAACGAAGAAUACUUUGAAAAAUUGGGCAGAAAGAACGAUUCAAGAUCAACAGACUUACCACCAUCACAAGGUGGUAAGUAUACUGGAUUUGGUAGCACACCACAGCCACAGACACAGACACAAUCCAAUACAAGUUCAGAUAACGUACCUUCCAUCGAUGAGCUUAGAGAUAAUCCAAUGCAGGCUGUGAGUAAGGGAUGGGGAUUCUUCAGUUCAGCUUUGGGUGGUGCAGCGAGCGCAGUAAAGGGCACAGUCGAUGACAAAUUGGCUGAUCCAAAUCUAGAGCGUGAUUUACAGGGCUACAAGAACAACAUUUCCAGUUAUUGGUCACAGGGUUUGUCAAGAGCUAGCCAGUACAGCAACGUAGCGAAUGAGUGGACGCGUAAGGAGCUUGGAAUUGAUAUGCAGAAGGGUACUAGCGGUGACGGUUCAACUAAAACACUCAUCAUGGUCAACGAUAUCCUACACGCGACAGAGAACCUUGGGAAUUACAUUGAAAAUAAAGAAAGUAUAUCAAAAUUUAAUAAAAUGUACAUCGAUAUCUAUACUUCGUAUAAGGCGGUUGGUAUUAGGGAUCGUAACCUAGAGCUUGAGCUGGAUAGAACGAGGAGAGCGUAUUUGGAUAAGCUUAGUACGGAGUUAGUUACAGCGUUUGGUAUUAUGAGUAUGGCUAGAGCGAAUGAGCUUCUUUUUGAAGCGUUGGAAUCACUUUACGCGGCACUGAGUCGUUUUAUAAAGACAUCGGGGGUAUUGGGCGCGGGGCAAGGACAGGGGCAGCAACAGGAUCAGGUGUUUAAGCCGCAGCCACUUUCCCAACCACAUCCUCAACCACAUCCACAAUCACACCCACAUGCUCAGACCAAACAACCACGCAAGAAGCUACAUAAGAAGAAAUCUGACAAUUGGAUUUUAGUUGAAAAUACCAAUUGA
This is a messenger RNA of Wallemia ichthyophaga EXF-994, 1263 nucleotides long. Its product is annotated as ADP-ribosylation factor GTPase-activating protein GCS1. Gene Ontology annotation, biological process: regulation of ARF protein signal transduction; regulation of endocytosis. The transcript is spliced from 2 exons. Lineage: Eukaryota; Fungi; Basidiomycota; Wallemiomycetes; Wallemiales; Wallemiaceae. Gene Ontology annotation, cellular component: Golgi membrane. The record is from RefSeq and is a predicted model, not a curated record. Gene Ontology annotation, molecular function: GTPase activator activity. The coding region runs from base 1 to 1263 and encodes 420 amino acids.